Salarias fasciatus (jewelled blenny) is the source of this 2191-nucleotide messenger RNA. RefSeq names its product SPARC related modular calcium binding 2 (gene smoc2). Gene Ontology annotation, molecular function: heparin binding; calcium ion binding; protein binding. Gene Ontology annotation, biological process: extracellular matrix organization. The record is from RefSeq and is a predicted model, not a curated record. Bases 360 to 1652 code for a protein of 430 amino acids. The transcript has 13 exons. Gene Ontology annotation, cellular component: basement membrane. NCBI's taxonomy places the organism in Eukaryota, Metazoa, Chordata, Actinopteri, Blenniiformes, Blenniidae.
GGGGUGUGGAGAAUAGGAGUCGAACUGCAGAGAGGGAGUAAGGGAAGAGACACCGAGGGAGGGGAAAAGGUCAGGGACACGGGGGGGUUCAUCGCACUGCCAGAAAUAAGGAGAGUGUCUACACAAACGAUUUGGCAGACGAAACCAAGGAAACGAAGAGAAAUAAACCGGCAACCCCCGCUCUCCAACGCUCAUAUUUUCGCGCGGAUUAGUGUGGAUUUUUUUUUUUUUUUUUUACCCACUUUGAACCCUUUCCCCCCUCCAGGGACAGGUAUUGUGUUUAGGUGAAUUCCAGGUGACGCGGAGUGAAUUUUGGACCGUGCGUAAUCUGGGGAGUUUAUUGCCACGCUGCGUCCAGGAUGCGCGUCUGUCCGCUGCUGAUCGUCCUCUGUCUGCUGUGCGCCGGACGCGCUCAAAAGUUCUCCGCACUCACGUUCCUGCGGGUGGAUCAGGAUAAAGAGUGCAACAUGGAAUGCAGCGGAGCUCCUCGCAAGCCCCUGUGCGCCUCAGACGGCAGGACCUUCACGUCUCGCUGCGAGUUCCUGCGAGCCAAGUGCCGCGACCCCCAGCUGGAGGUCAUCCGAGGGCCAUGCAAAGAUACAUCCAGAUGUGUAGCAGAGAAGAAGUACACAGAGCAGCAGGCCAAGAAGCUCUUCCCGCAGGUUUUUGUGCCUGUAUGCAACCCUGAUGGCACGUACAGCGAGGUUCAGUGUCACAGCUACACUGGAUACUGCUGGUGUGUCACCCCCAAUGGCCGACCCAUCAGCGGCUCAGCUGUGGCCAAUAAAAAACCCCGAUGCCAAGGGUCAAAGCAGGAGAGAGCAACUACCAGAGAGCCAGGUAAAGCAGAUGAGACCGGCCUAGUGGUGGAUCCGCACCCUCCCGCAGACGAAGAAGAUAUCAUUUCCCAGUACCCCACUCUGUGGACGGAGCAGGUCCGCAGCCGACAGAACAAUAGAACCAGAGCGCCAUCUUCAUCUUGUGACCAGGAGCAGCAGUCUGCCCAGGAAGAGGCGAGACAGCACAAAAACGACGCCGUAUUUGUCCCAGAUUGUGCCCAGGGCGGGCUCUACAAGCCAGUCCAGUGCCACCCCUCCACUGGAUAUUGUUGGUGUGUGUUGGUAGAUACCGGGCGUCCGAUACCAGGGACCUCCACCAGAUAUGAGCAGCCAAAAUGUGACGGCAAUGCCAGGGCCCACCCAACUAAACCCAAAGACCACUAUAGGAGCAGACAUCUUCAAGGCUGUCCUGGGGCAAAGAAAACAGAGUUCCUGACGAGCGUACUCGACGCUCUGUCGACAGACAUGGUGCACGCUGUCACAGAUCCAGCAUCCGCAGGAAGGAUGGCUGAGCCUGACCCCAGUCACACCCUGGAGGAGAGGGUGGUCCACUGGUAUUUCAGUCAGCUGGACAAAAACUCCAGCGGGGACAUCGGAAAGAAGGAGAUCAAGCCUUUCAAACGCUUCCUGCGCAAGAAAUCGAAGCCGAAGAAGUGCGUUAAGAAGUUUGUGGAGUACUGCGACAUCAGCAAUGACAAGGCGCUGUCCCUGCAGGAGCUGAUGGGAUGCCUCGGCGUGACCAAGGAAGAAGGGGCCAAACCAGGCGAGGGUUUACCUCCCAGUAAACUAAAUCCCUCGAAGAAGCAAGGCUAAGAUCAACAUCUGAGAUUUCCCCCUUUCUCGUGGAGAAUGUGCCCUCACCAAUCGGCAAUAACGGAAACCAUAGUAUUUGCACUUUGUACUUUAAAAGAAAAAAAAAUGUAAAUUCACUUUGUAGAAAUAAGGUAUUUAAACAGACUGCUGAAUCUGUGAAUGAUGUAGUUAGCUUUUUAUGUUCUGACAAACAAAAGAUAUUUAACACAUACAAUGUAUGUGCCCUUUGUGUGUCUAAAAAAGUGUACUUUUCAAAGUUGUACAAGUUUUCGUGUCUGACGUUUAAUUUUGUGCCCCUUUUGCUCCCAUGUUGUUAAUACUGCAGCGUAUUUAGUUUGCAACACAGUAACAAUGACCAUACCGUGACUCAUGUACUGACCUGUUAAAUCCCUUUUCCUGUGCUUUCUAAAGCAGUUUGUGAGAAUGUUUUCUUUCUUUUUCUUUUUCUUUUUUCUUUCUUUUUUUUUAAGAUUUGUCAUAAAAACGUCCUACAUGUCUUCAUAUAUUCAUGUUUAUUAGAAAUAAAGAUCUCUUUUAUA